Molecule: messenger RNA, 336 nt
Organism: Penicillium angulare
Lineage: Eukaryota; Fungi; Ascomycota; Eurotiomycetes; Eurotiales; Aspergillaceae
Product: mitochondrial 54S ribosomal protein bL32m
Exons: 2
Coding region: 1-336 (111 amino acids)
Biological process (GO): translation
Cellular component (GO): mitochondrial large ribosomal subunit
Molecular function (GO): structural constituent of ribosome
Source: RefSeq, a predicted model, not a curated record
AUGGCUAUGGCUUUGGCUUCUCUAUCUCCGCUCGCCAGAGCUCUGCCUCAAUUGCCCCGGUUCGGCUUCCUUUCUACGGCCAUCGCUCUGCCCGCCAUCUCUAUCACCGUUCCGCCGAUACUCUCCGACCUCUGGGAAUCUGUCCUCCGCGCCGUUCCGAAGAAGAAGACUUCUCAUAUGAAGAAGCGCCAUCGUCAAAUGGCCGGAAAAGCUUUGAAAGAUGUCCAGGGUCUCAACAAAUGUCCCGGCUGUGGUCAGGUCAAGCGAGCACAUCUGCUGUGCCCCAAUUGCGUGAAAGACAUCAAGGAAUCCUGGAAAUCGCUUCAAACCGCAUAA